AUGGCUCAAACCACUACUGCCAACAAAGCCUACACUCUACACUUUUCCUACGACGAGGACGAUAGCUGCGCUCUAACUGCUCUCAUCAACGAUGUCCGCUUCCACGUCACUGUUGACCCCAAAACGCUCCAGAAAUCCAGUGAGAAGCCUCUUUAUUACAAAUAUCUCGAAUUGGUCUCUGCACUCCGCGAAGCCGAGGAGCGCGAGGAGGAGCUAGCUGAAGAGCGAGAAGCGAAAGUGCAUGAUAAGAAGAACAACAAGAGUAAAGACCGAGAAGGCUCGGAGGGAAAGGACAGUGGGGUGGACGUCUCGGCCGACGACGAUUAUGUACCAGAUGACGGUGAAUACACACCAGAAAACAUCGAAGAAGCAGGAGAAGACGCCGACCAAGACUCCGCCAGCGCAGGCGUCGAACUGCGAAACUGGAUCCUCGCCUCCUUGUCCGACAUCACGCAAACCUCUGCGCCGCCGAACCGCGAACCAGAAGAAUCAACACUCUACGAAUGGUACCACGGCCCAACCUAUUUCUACACUUUGAAGAUCACAAAGGGAGAGCUCUCCCCAACACUCCUAGAAACAACAACCGACCUAGAAGCCAAAAUCGAAGACCUCGUACCUCGCAUGAAAGUCCCAAAAUACAUGCAAGACUACAAACUUCCCUGGCACAAUGCAAACGACCUAACCGUCCAAUCUGAAGUCAGCAUGCCUCCACCCGCCCAUCCAGGUCAAGUUCUGCACAACGAGAGCAGCGAAACAUAUUUUUUCAAGCCCGUGGUAUCCGACCAACCCGACUCCGUGAAGCGUGAAAUACAGAUCUUACGGAAAAUGGAGAAACUGAAUCUUGACAUCAAGUUCCCCCGCCUGCGCGGCUUCGUUGCUCUGGGCAACAGCAAGACCGAGGUCAUGGGCCUAUUGCUAGAGAACAUCGAGACACCGACGCCAUUGACAAAGCUGCUCAAGUCUUCAGUAGAUGAGGAGAAGCGGCGCGUUUGGAGCAAGAAGAGCGCAGAGUACAUAUCGCUGCUUCACGACAACGACAUUAUAUGGGGUGAUGCGAAAGCGGAUAACUUCAUGGUGGACGCCCACGACGAGCUUUGGAUUAUUGAUUUUGGAGGCAGUUAUACAGAGGGGUGGAUAGAUCCGGAGAUCAGUGAGACGCUCGAGGGUGACGAUAUGGGACUGGAAAAGAUUCAGCUUGCGCUCGAGGAUCCAGAUAAGAAUACAUUUGAUCUGGGGCUGGUCGAUGAGGAAGAAGAUGAGGUGGAGGCGGAAGUGAGCGAGCAGAUUAGUAAUGUGAAGGAGACGGCCAGUACGCUGUUUGUUACUGAGAAGUCGGCUGGCGAGGAGGUCACGAGGACUGAGAAGAGGAAGAGAGCAAUCGACGAGGUCGAGGGUGGGGAUGGUGUGGACGCGACGAGAUGUACUGAUGAAGGGGAAGAAGAAGAGCACAUGGAAAAGAAGAGGAAGACCGUACAGGAAGAGGAAGAAUAG
This is a messenger RNA of Alternaria burnsii, 1491 nucleotides long. RefSeq lists its product as uncharacterized. Gene Ontology annotation, molecular function: ATP binding; protein kinase activity. The transcript has a single exon. Lineage: Eukaryota; Fungi; Ascomycota; Dothideomycetes; Pleosporales; Pleosporaceae. The coding region runs from base 1 to 1491 and encodes 496 amino acids. The record is from RefSeq and is a predicted model, not a curated record. Gene Ontology annotation, biological process: protein phosphorylation.